Molecule: messenger RNA, 1446 nt
Organism: Heterocephalus glaber (naked mole-rat)
Lineage: Eukaryota; Metazoa; Chordata; Mammalia; Rodentia; Bathyergidae
Product: PRAME family member 20
Cellular component (GO): cytoplasm
Source: RefSeq, a predicted model, not a curated record
GCCUUGCAGAUUCACCAGGAUGAGCACCCAGCCCCCACUCACACUACUGAAACUGGCAACUCAGAGCUUGCUGAAGGACAAGGACUUGGCCAUGGGGGCUGUGGAACUUUUGCCAGGGGAGCUCUUCCCACCAGUGUUCAUGGAGGCCUUCAGCAGGGGUCACACUGAGGCCCUGAAAGCCAUGGUGCUGUCCUGGCCCUUUCCCUACCUGCCCCUAGGAGCACUGAUGAACAGGAGGGAUCCACAGACUUCAGACACUGAGGUGGAAGUUAUGGAGGUGGAGAAAAGGAUGUUACAAGCUGUACUGGAUGGGAUUGAUGUGCUGCUGAGCCAGAAAAUGUGCUCCAGGAGGUUAAAACUGCAAGUGCUAGAUAUGCAGGACAAGCACAGCAACUUUUGGAGAGUCUGGGCUGGAAACAAGUUGGAAGCCUGCUCCUCCUCAGAAGCCAUGAAGACAAGAAACACAGAGAAGAGUGGGCCAAGGGCAGCAGAAAAGCAGCCCCUCACGGUGAUUGUAGACCUGGAGCUCAGUCAUGAAUGUCUGUAUCUAUUCCAAUCCUACCUCCUCAAGUGGGUCCAGCAGAGGAAAGGUCUGGUGCAGUUGGAUUGUCCGAAGCUGUGCAUUAAAGCAGCAGACAUUCAAAGUAUCAUAGAGAUCAUAGAAAUCCUGAACCUUGAUUCUGUGCAGGUGGCAAAACUGGCUGACCGCUGGACAUUAUCCACCCUGGCUCUUUUGACCCCUUAUCUGAUUGAGAUGAAAAAUCUUCAGACACUAAUCAUUUCUGACAUCUCUGUGCCUGAGUUCCUUUCCUCAACCGAGUUAGAGCAGUUGCUCACCCAAAUCACCUCUCAAUAUUGUAAGCGACACCAUCUGGAGAAGGUUUGUAUAGACUCUCUCCCGCUCGUGACCCAGUGCCUGCUCCGGAUGUACAGCCCUGUGUGAUAACAGACGACCAGCUCUGUGCCUUUCUGCCUACCUUGAGCCGAUGCUCCCAGCUCAUUUCCUUCAGCUACCUGAGGAACUCCAUGUCCAUACCCACCCUGGAGAGCCUGCUGUGUCCCACUGCAAGGCUGAGGAACUUAUGCCUGAAUGUCUGCUGGGUGAGACUGAACUAGUUUCAGGGUGGGCUAAGGAGGAUGGUGCAGCCAUUAAACCAUCCCAGGAUAGUCCAGUUUUGUGUGGCUCAUUGUGUGCUCCCUUGUAACUAUAGAGUCUAUUAUCCUCAUCCUGCUCCUUGGCCUACUUAUAUCACUAUCUAGUUGGAUUCAAAUAUCCUAUGCUUGCAUUGGGCAUCAGGAACAAGGACCCUUGUUUCAAUAUUAAUGAGAAAAAGACUGGUCAUACAGCAAACUUGGAGAAUCAUCGGAUCCAGAGUUAAAGUGAAUUUUGUAGACUUCGGGUCCUAGAAAUCAUCAGAAAGAGGAAUCUGAGUUUCUAGCUAUAAA